AUGAUGCGACGCAAAAAUUCCUCAGGUUACGGUGAGCUAAACGUGGAUCAUCUUAUCUCAACGCUGGUUACUGUAAAACCUUGGCAUAAAUCGUUGGAUGUUACUGAAAAUGAGAUUCGGAUGGUUUGUGUUCUGGCAAGGCAAAUAUUCAUGCAUCAGCCGAUGUUGUUGGAAUUGGAACCUCCUCUCAAAAUUGGAGGUUUGUUGAUUUUAGAAAAAAUUGGAAAUGGGGAUUUUUUAACAGCUUUAAAAGUUUACAAUCCUGAAAAAAUUUUAAUCUGGACGUCACAAAAAUUUCCUAUUAAUUUCCAACAUUAAAUUUCAGGAGAUAUUCAUGGACAAUAUUCGGAUCUUCUCAGAUUAUUCAAUUUGGCUGGUUUCCCUCCAGAAUCAAAUUAUUUGUUUUUGGGAGAUUAUGUUGAUCGAGGACCAAAAAGUAUUGAGGUUAGUAUUUGAAUCAAAAAUAAAUAAUAUUUAUUUUUUUCAACAAAUGACCAAACAUCGAUUAUAAUUGAAAAUGACAAGGCCAAUUCAAAAUUCCUUUUUUUUUCAGACAAUUCUUCUUCUUCUUUGUUACAAAAUCAAGUAUCCUAACAACUUUUUCUUGCUUCGUGGAAAUCAUGAAGUUGCAAAUUUGAACAGAAUUUAUGGAUUUUAUGAUGAAUGUAAGAAAAUCUCAUAUUUCUUUAGAUUCAAAUAAUUUUCGCGGUUUUUUUCAGGCAAAAGAAGAUACAGUGUGAAAUUGUGGAAAUGUUUUCAAGAUGUUUUCAAUUGUAUGCCAGUCGCUGCUUUAAUUGACAAUAAAAUAUUUUGUUGCCACGGUGGACUUUCUCCAAAUCUUCGAUCUUUGGAUCAAUUAAAACGACUCGCUCGACCUUGUGAUGUUCAAGAAACUGGAUUAUUAUGCGAUGUUUUAUGGUCUGAUCCAGAUGCAACUGUUGUUGGAUGGGCACCAAAUGAAAGAGGUGUUAGUUAUGUAUUUGGAGUUGAUGUUUUGGCACAGUUUUUACAAAAAAUGGAUUUGGAUAUUGUUGUGAGAGGACAUCAGGUUUGUGUUUUUUUUUUGAAAAUAACUUGAAUGAUUUUUUCAUCUUUUAUAAUCCAAUUCAAUCCAAUCCUAUUAAAAAUAUAUAAUUUAAUCCAAUUUCCAGGUUGUUGAAGAUGGUUAUGAAUUUUUUGGACGUCGUGGAUUGGUUACUGUAUUUUCAGCCCCUAAUUAUUGUGGUGAAUUUGACAACGCGGGAGCUGUUAUGAAUGUUGAUGAAAAUUUGUUGUGCUCUUUCCAAGUGAGUCUUAUUACGACAGAAAAAGGAAAAAUAGAUAAAUUUAAAUUUAGUGAAGCCAAAAAGUUUGUGAUGUUUGAAAAAAUUUCAAAUUUUUCUUGCAGAUUAUCAAACCACAAUCACAAAUUGUUAUGGAUGCGGCGCUUGCUGAAAAGCAAAACACAUAUAUUCCAAGCCUCGCAAGUGUAAAAAUUGAUCAAAAACCUCAACCAAUGAUUCAAAAACGAUUUCGACGUGGAAUGAUCUGA
This is a messenger RNA of Caenorhabditis angaria, 1531 nucleotides long. NCBI's taxonomy places the organism in Eukaryota, Metazoa, Nematoda, Chromadorea, Rhabditida, Rhabditidae. The record is from the annotation of a GenBank genome assembly.